AUGCAGGUCAAUAUGCCGCCUCCCUCCAGUGAAUCCCUCACCUCCAACAUGGGGAUCUUCAUCCCCCCGUCCGUGUCCCAUCUGGGCACGCCCUACAAUACCGACCAAAAGAACCCCUCCAUCCAGUCCGUUGCGACCAUGGCUUCUGCCACCAGCGGCGGGCUGACAGCGGCCUCCUCGUCGUCGCUGUCCUCGGCUACAGACUACACAACCCAUCCGUUCGCCAAGAUCAACGAUCGCACAUACCUGCGGGAUCCCGACAACCCGUAUCCGCUGCCCUGCGACCUCCCCGAAAUCCACCGGCAGACGCUACGCACCAUGACACUCAUCCGUGUCUUCGGGGCGCCUUUCUGUGCGCCUCAGCUCGAGAAGAACCCGCCCAGGCGGGUUCUGGAACUGGCAUGCGGGUCGGGGCUGUGGUCGAGCAUAUGUCAUGAAUAUUUCGCGCGCGACGGCCACACGGACAUCUCGUUCACGGGCGUCGAUAUCACCCCUCUGGCCCCCGAUCUGCGCAAGAGGGGCGUGAAUUGGCAGUUCAAACGGCAUGACCUCCGCAAACCCACCCUCCCUUUUCCUUCCGAGCACUUUGAUUUCGUUUUCAUCAAGGACGCGGGACUCUGUCAAUCCGCGACCGCCCAGCAGGCCGAGCUGCUCAGCGAACCGUUGCGCGUGCUCAAACGCGGGGGGAUCCUCGAAGUGUGGGAUUCCGACCAUGUCUUCAGAUCUCUUCUUCCCAACCCUACUCCCGCCCCAGGGCUAGCAGAGAAAGACCAGGGGCAGGCCAAUGCCACGGCGACCUACACAAUCUCGCCGGCGACACCAUUUACCAAGGCGCAGAACAAGUACCUGCAGGAUUACAACACGUGGGUGGAGCGCGCCUUUGAGCGUCGCAAACUCAGCCCGAUGCCCUGCGCCACCAUCAGCAUGUCCUUCACCACGGAAGCAGACAGCUUCCAGAGCGUCGGCAGCCGACGAAUCGCCAUUCCUCUCGGGGAGAUAAGAUGGGAACGGGAAGGUCAGAACCAGAACGCGCGCAAGCCCUUGACGGCCGAGCAGCUCUCCAUACGCCGCACCGCAUUGCUCACCGUCAUCCAGAUGAUCGAAGCCAUGGAGCCGAUCCUGAUGGAGGCAAGCGGCAAAAGCCGCGACGAGUGGGACCGGUGGUGGGCGGGCAUGACGGCCGAUUUCCUGCAGAAAAACGGCCUCGCCAGUGGGGAAUGUCUCGAAAUAGGCGCCUGGUGGGGGCAGAAAAAGAAGUGA
Molecule: messenger RNA, 1260 nt
Organism: Rasamsonia emersonii CBS 393.64
Lineage: Eukaryota; Fungi; Ascomycota; Eurotiomycetes; Eurotiales; Trichocomaceae
Product: SAM binding motif containing protein
Exons: 1
Coding region: 1-1260 (419 amino acids)
Molecular function (GO): methyltransferase activity
Source: RefSeq, a predicted model, not a curated record